AUGGCCAAGGGAGCGGUGAUGCUUCUUGUGCUCUUCAUGGCGCUGGCAGCGUCCAGCGAGGCGGCUCAGAUGCGGCACGGGUCCAGGGCCUUGGCCCGUGGGCAUCGCCGGGCAGCCGAUCCGGACGCCCCCACGCACCUCCACUUCUACUUCCACGACACGGUGAGCGGCGCGUCGCCGUCGGCGGUGCGGCUGGCGGGGCCGGCAGACCCGUCGUCGCGGACAUUUUUCGGCAUGGUGAACGUGAUGGACGACCCGCUGACGGAGGGGCCGGAGCCCGGGUCGACGGCCGUGGGACGCGCCCAGGGCCUGUACAUGGCGGCGGACCAGGCCCAGCUGGGCUUCCUCCAGGCCAUGAACCUGGUGCUCACCUCGGGGCCCUACAACGGGAGCUCGCUCGCCGUGCUCGGCCGCAACUGCCCGCUCGCCGACGUCCGCGAGAUGCCCGUCAUCGGCGGCACCGGCGCCUUCCGCUUCGCCCGCGGGUACGCGCAGGCCCGGACCCACUGGCUCGACUUGAAGACCGGCGACGCCACCGUCGAGUACCACGUCUACGUCAUGCAUUAGCAUGCAAUUGAUGACGAAGUUCCAUUCAGUUAGAGGAAAUCACAGAGUGCUUCCUUUUGAUUUUCCUGUUUACUUCAGCCUGCGUGUGCUCCGUUGAUUUGGGCGUUUUCAUUUCUAAAUAUCGGUUCUUUUGCUUGGGUUA
Lolium rigidum is the source of this 709-nucleotide messenger RNA. RefSeq names its product dirigent protein 22-like. The coding region runs from base 1 to 567 and encodes 188 amino acids. The transcript has a single exon. NCBI's taxonomy places the organism in Eukaryota, Viridiplantae, Streptophyta, Magnoliopsida, Poales, Poaceae. The record is from RefSeq and is a predicted model, not a curated record.